CACCUUUUCGCCUACAAGCACACCUCGCUCGCCUCUUGCCUUUGACAUUUUCCCGGUCCUUACUUCCUCUCCUUUUCUCGGAAAAAUUUGUUGCCUUUUAAAGUCAAAUUCAUUCACGAUCUCUAGAAUAUCUGUGCAAGCUAGUAUUUUCUUCCCCAUAAUUGCUUCUUCUUUUCCUUCAACUCUGAAUUGGGAAUCUCUGAUUCUUCUGUCGCUUCUUUCACCAAUGCGUGCUCUGUUUUAGGGAGUCUUCUCCACCCUGUUUGUUUCCCGAGAAACUAAGACAUGGGUAUCUUAAGUCAGCUCUGAAAGUUUGGAGCUUUCCUUCUUGUCUCGUUUUUGUUUACUUCUCUAGAAGCUUGAAAGUUUCAGCCUUUCUACAAGAAUCGCGUUCCGUGGCCGUUGAGGUUUCAGCGUCGUUGGACAUUUUUUUAUUGCUACAAAAUCUUUUCUCGGAAAUAAUCAGGAUCUGUAUUUGAUUAAACUAAUGGCGGAAGGGUCAAAAGCUCGUUUAGUUCGCUGCCCAAAGUGCAACAAUCUCCUCACCGAGCUCCCCAACUUCUCCGUCUACAAGUGCGGUAGCUGCGCUGCUGUUCUUCGAGCAAAGAAGAAUCCCCGAGAAACUGACGGAGACAGUUUCGACAAAUUGGAGAGAUUAUCAGCGAAAGAGGGAGGGAUUGCUAUGAACCCAUAUGCAGCUAAUGCCAAACCCAUAUUCUCAUGGGAAAAAGAUCGAGUCUUUAGGCAAGGACCUUCCUAUCCGAGCAAUAAGUCAUCAAUGGUGGACCAAAGCCAGCCUGCAAUUGACAAUUAUACCAACAGAAGAAUGAUGAUGAUGAAAGAGAAGCAAAAUGGGUUUCAUGAUUUUGCUCCGAGAAGGGUGAUUGAUGAAUCAUCUUCCUAUCAGAACACUAGAUUGAUGGGUGGUGGUGUUAAUCGAGGCGAAUGCUCGACGAGUAGUUCGUAUGGAUAUGGAAGGGUUAGGAAGGAGGAGUAUGAUCCCCUUGAUAGAGCUACAAGUACUACUCGAAUUUCUUAUCUAGAACAUGAUCGAGCAGAGUUGCUGAGGAAGGUGGAUGAGUUGAAACAACAGCUUAACCAAGUCUGUGAUUCUUCUUCCACUAGUUUGAAGCACAAUGUGAUGAUUCCAUCACCAUAUCAUCAGUCCCACGCGCCACGUGGCUACUUCUCGAGCGAUUUGUCUCGAGAUCAAAGGUUCGAAUCUCAUCCACAUGGAAACUUGUACCAUAAGCAGCAGCAGCAGCAGCCUGCUGCUCAUUCAUCAUGUGCAUGCUGUAGUAAGAAUUUUCAUGUUUGUUCCUCUGAACCUCAACAGUAUGGUUCUGAUUUCAGCUAUGAUACACGUUCUGUGGGGGUUCCUCCUCCUUCGCCUGGCUAUAGUGUUGCCACAUCGCGAGAUCCACAGAUUCAAUCUCGAUGGCUUGCUGCUGUGGCCAAAGGUAAUAAUAGAAGGCUUCUCCGUCGUCCCAUAGCAUGUGGUGCUCCAUUUAUCACCUGUUGUGCUUGCUUUGAGUUGCUUGAAUUGCCUAGAAAGACAAGAAUGAAGGAGAAGGAUAGGGUGAAAUUGAGAUGUGGUGCCUGUUCGGAGGUGUUGAUGCUCGAGUUGAGAAGCAAGAAGUUAAUGGUUUCAGUUUGUGAAGAGAUGAAAGAAAUGGAUGUCAAGGCUGUCGAUGGCUCUUGUGAACUCAGCAAUGAUGUGCAUGAAAAUGUUGCCAAUGUUUGUGAGGUCCAGACAACUGGUUUACAAGGAAGUAUACAGGCAGAAGAAGAGCAGAUUUUAAAUAUUGUUGAACGUGACAAGAGGAAGGGCUAUGCUUCUUCUUCUGGAUCUUCGUCAUCCUCAUCAUUUUGCAGUCCUUCAGAUUCUUCCGAUGAAGAGGAAAGCAUCAAAGAAAUUGCUGUCCCACAACACGUCUCUUGUGCAAUCGAUCUGGCUGUCAAAGAUGGUGAAUCUCCAGCGAUGAGCACAAUGCACGAUGGCCAGGAGAAUUUGGGUGGUUCCAAGGAAGAAGCGCUGAACUUGGAACCGGAAGGGAACAUAAACACACACACCAGAGACCAAGCAAAUGAUGCAUCAAGGAAAGAUGCAUCAUCCAUGGCUGCAGCUGUUCCUGAAGUGGAGGAAGAAUUUUCCUUCAGUGAUUACAGAAACAUGGACUCAUCUCUAGACUCUAUAGAGAUGUCCAAUGCAAAAGCAUCUCCAAUCCACAGGCUGGCUGGGGUGUUUAAGAAGAGCUUCAAGGAUUUUGCCAAACCUCUUUCUCCUCAACCAGCAAAGAAGAACAAGCCUCUUGUCUUUGUAAAUGGACAGCCAAUUCAUGAAGACUCAUUGAGAAUGGCUGAGAAGCUAGCCGGGCCAAUUCAUCCCGGAGACUACUGGUACGAUUUUCGAGCAGGGUUCUGGGGGGUCAUGGGGCAGCCCUGCCUUGGUGUAAUUCCUGUGAGUCUCUCAAUCAUCUCACAUUACAAAAAAUUGUGCUGUUGUCUGGUGAACACAACUGACAUGGCUUUCAUCGAAGAGUUCAACUACCCUAUGCCGCGAAACUGUGCUGCUGGAAACACAGGCGUGUUUGUGAAUGGGAGAGAGCUCCAUCAGCAGGAUAUGGAGUUGCUGUCCAAGAGAGGGUUGCCUACCUUGAAGCACAAGUUCUAUACACUCGAGAUCGAUGGCAGACUUUACGACAACGACUCGAGGAAAGAGCUAGGUGGACUUGGCAAACUUGCUCCAACAGUUGAGAAGGUCAAGCGUGGCUUUGGCAUGAAGGUACCCAGAUUUGUGGAAUGACAUGAUGUUAUGAAUAUGUAUCUAUCAACAAUUCAUUGUGUUCUUAUUUGCCAGUUUCUGCUGGUUCUGUCCAAUAAAGCAAUGCUCUAUAUAUAUGGUCAAUCCAGCUAUUUUGGAUUGAUCUUUUUUAUAAGAGUGAUAUAAAUUCGAGGUUGUUACAUGUAUCUAGUUGUAGUAUUGCAAGAAGUACUAGUGAUUAAAUUCGAUUCGAUUUCUUUAUCAACAAGAUCUUGGUUGAAGAAGUAUCAAGAAUAUAGCUGCAAAUUGGUGGGGAAUGGGGUGUCCUAAAACAGAGAGACCAUACCAUGGAAAUGAUGAUGGUGAAGAUAGGGUAAGAGAGGAGUUUCUAGUAGUUGUGGAGUGGGGAAGAGAUCUCAUUAGUUUGGAGAAGAAGAAUGUUGGCACAGCCUGGAAAGGUAACCAAUGGUGGGGACUUUGGCUUCUCUUUCAACUGAU
Messenger RNA from Linum tenue, 3262 nucleotides. NCBI's taxonomy places the organism in Eukaryota, Viridiplantae, Streptophyta, Magnoliopsida, Malpighiales, Linaceae. The record is from the annotation of a GenBank genome assembly.